Messenger RNA from Equus caballus (horse), 5313 nucleotides. Lineage: Eukaryota; Metazoa; Chordata; Mammalia; Perissodactyla; Equidae. The record is from RefSeq and is a predicted model, not a curated record.
GGCUCACGCUUAUAUAUGCGGCGGCUGGGUUUCUUUGCGCAUGCGUCAGCUCAACGUUCUGCGCGGCACAAAGGAGAUGGGCGGAAACAGCCGAGAACCGGCGCGGAGGGAAGUGGAGAGACCAAGACGCCGGGCGGAGGGAUACGUUUCCAUGGGAACGCCGGGAUCUCGCCUGUAAACCCUUGGCCUUUCCCGCGGUGUCCCGCCCCUUCCCCUCCCCCUUUUCCUGUACCCUCCUUAUUUUCCUUUCCUUCUCCCUCCCCCCUUUGAUUUUUCCCAAUCUAGGCGCCGUGAGCUCUGGUAAUCUUACUACAGGUGCAUUAGCCCGGCCUUAUGAAAGGCUGUAAAAUUUAACCGCUCAUGUUGCAGCCGUCGCCGCCUUUCUGCUGGGGGACCCGGCCUAGACUGCUACUCAGUGACCUUUGGGGCUCAUCGGAGGUAAUCGGGAGUUUGGCCAGGAUUUAUCAAAUUAUGGAAAGAAUUAGUCUAUCUCAAGAAAAAUCUCCAGCAAAAAAAUAGAAGUUCUAUAGAGUAUAUUUGUUCUCCGUUAGUCUUAUUGAUUUUUGUUGCUAUCUACUUAACAGGCUUCUUCUCAAAAGGAUUAAACGGAAAAUUCCAUGGGAGCAGGGUCUUUGUUUUGUUCACUGCUGUAUCCCCGGCACCAAGGAUAGUGCUCAGCAUUAGAAGGAGCUCAAACAGAAUAUUUUAAGUAAAAGAAUGAUAGCAGUGUGACUCCACCUCGAUCACCAGAAGCUUUGGAACUCCUACACAAAGCAGUCUGCACACCAAGCCUCAUUUAAAACAAUUCAAUGAGAAUAUCCUAAUGCUGCACCUCACAGCUAUUAGUUUGUUUGCCUCCAAUACAACAGCAACACCUCAGGCUGUGGAAGAAGCGACCCCAGUCAGGAGAGCAGGAGCUACCUUCAUUGCAGACACAUCACUCCACUUCAGAUAUUUCCCACCUCUAAAUUGGAGAAGGAAAUAUGUCAUUCACUCUAAGUAAAAGAGAAAACGAUAAGGAGGAUGACGUGACAUCAUUUACUCUAAUUAAGGGAGAGAAUGAUAAGGAGGAAAAGUUUGAAGACGCCUAUGAAUUUAUCCCUGUGGCAACAACAAUGAAUCUAGUAUCUUCCCUGGAAGAAUGCACAACUGGACUGUAUUUAUUUCUGAAUAACAGAUUCUCAGACGCCAUAAAUCUCAUUCAUCCAUGGUCAAAAAACAGCAUAUACCAUGCUCUACUUUAUAGUAUCCUUACGGUUGUCAAGGGCAUCUUGACUUUUGAUCCAGAGGAUAUACAGAAUGGAACGACUGCUGCCCAAGAAGCUUUGAAAACCUGUCACAGUUUCCGAAGAAAAUCCAGAAUGAUAAGUUUUUCUCAUCUAGUAAGUAAACAGGGAAUAAAGGCAAUCAGAGAAGAGGAAUUGCAUGCAGAAGUCUGCUAUGCUGAGUGUUUGAUCUUGAAAGCCACUAUAACAUUUAUACAGGAGGACAGUGUGCUUAAUUUUCUUAAAAGUGGGAUCAGCGUUGGGUCAAGUUAUCAAAUAUACAAAGACUGUCAACAAGUAUUAACACAUUUACCUAACCACCAAAGCAAAACCCACAGACAUCUGGUUGGAGGAAUAAAAUUUGGACUUGGAGCAUUCAAUUUGAUAUUAUCACUUGUGCCACCAAAGACACUCAAAAUACUCAAUAUGGUCGGAUAUUCUGGUGAUAGAGAGUUAGGCUUGACUUUGCUUAAUGAGAGUGCAUCUGAAUCCCAUUUAAAUAAUAUCUUAAGUCUGUUGACUCUACUCUUUUAUUACAGUUAUAUCCAUGUAGCUUUUGGUGUUGAAAAGGGUCACAGUUCUGCUAUAGAAGAUCUCUUUCUAAUCUACCUUCAGAAAUUUCCAAAGUGUGUCAUACUUAAAUUUUUUCAGGCACGUUUUAGUAUGCUGAAAGGAAAUUUUGAAAAUGCACAAUUAGCUUUAGAGGAGUGCAUUUUUCUCCAGAAUGAAUGGAAGCAGAUUCAUCACCUCUGUUACUGGGAACUCAUGUGGUGUCACAUUUUUCUGCAGGAUUGGAAGCACGCUUACUACUAUGCCGAUCUACUGUUUCACCACAGCAGGUGGUCCAAGACAAUGUAUUUGUACAGUAAAGCUGUACUACUGGCCUUGUUUCCGUCUGAUUUUGUGAAAUCGCUAGGUGAGGAUAUGAACUCUCUCUUCAUAAAAGUGGAUAGCCUGAAAGCCAAAAUUUUAGGAACUUCUGUGCCAAUUGAAAAGUUUGUUGCUGAGAAGGGCCAGCGCUAUGGUACUACCACAGGCUGGUUUACAGCACAGCCCCUUCUGGAAUUCAUUUAUGCCUGGAGUGGUUUCCGAAUCAUGAGCAAAAAACUAGGCCUUAUCAAAAGCUGGCUUUCAAUAAUUGACAAAGGCGAAGAACUUUUACGAGAACAUCCAAAUAAAGAGUAUGGCACAGAUGACAUAAGUUUCUUAAAUUUACUGAAAGGUCUAUGUCUGAAACACUUAGGCAGAUAUUCCAUGGCUGAGGAGUACUUUAAUCGUGUCAUUCAAAAGGAAAAAUUGUUAAAAUAUGACCACUAUUUGGUGCCAUAUACUUACUAUGAACUGGGAGUUCUAUACUAUCUAAAAGGAGAUCAUGCCAAUGCGACAAAAAGCCUGGACAACAUAAAAAACUACAAAGACUAUUCCAUGGAAGCCCGAUUACAGUUUAGGGCUCACAUAGCCCUUGAACAAAUAGCUAAAGAAAAGUGAUUUAGACACAAAGUGUGGUUUUGUUUAUUAUGAAUGAAGUAUCUACAGUCAGCAAGGUAAUUAACAGGUAGGAAAAUCAUUUCAUUGUGGAAGAAAUCCAAGAAGAGGCGGCUGCUAAGAAUCUGACCAGUAACAAGUAAGAAAGGAAUUGGCCAUUACUUUUCCCUCUUUCCUUCUGCAUACAUAUAAAAUGGAAUGUCUUAGACUGGCAAAUGGAGUGAUGCACAUUCUUGAAAAAGAAAAGGCAAAUGAUGUACAUUAUAUACUCUCUUAUAUGUUAUAAAUUGAUCAAUUAUGUUAGAUAGCAUUGUCAAAAACUCAAAAAAUAUUUUUUACCAUCUCACUAGUAUACAACUUGCAAAUAAAAUAGGGAAAGUAGCUACACUAGGAAUCCCAGCCCCCUGUAAAUGUUUUGAUUUAAUUGUUAAAAGAAAGAAAAAAAGACUUUAAGGUCUUACUGACAUUUCAAAACAAUGAUACACUGAAUAGCACAGACUGAAUGGUUUUCCCUCACACACAAUAAUUUUUAUUGGCUUUUUAUACCAGAGAAGAUAUUUUCCCGCUGUGUGAUCAGUAGUACAUUUUACUUGUUUUCAUUGGGAAGCUCAAAAAAGGGUCUAUAAUUUGCCACAGGAUAGAGAAGAAAGGAGUCCUCCCCUUACACACACACACACACACACACACACACCCCUUCUGAAGAUAAUUGGAGGCGGCCAAGGAUGCACUGGGUAGAGAAAAAGACUAGGCUGGUGGAGGGAGAGUUUAGUUACCAUAGCCUAGCUUAGUUGCUCUCCCUAACGUGCAAUUCCUAUUAAGACUUCAACAUAAUUAAACUGCUUGCAUCUAUCCUGUUGCGAUUGUUAGUGGGCUAACCUGAGAGCAGCUGUAGGUAGGGGGCUCCAUAUUGUUUUGCCUGCCUUAGGGAUAAAAUCAGUACCUAAUUUCCAGACCAUUAAGUCUGGCUGAGUGUAUCCUCCUUGCAGUCACUCUUGGAAACCGAAGUUCCUGGGAAAGUUUGGUUUGCUAAAACACAAGUGUAACACUUUCUCGUAAUGCUUUGGCUGUGCAGACAACUAACUGAACCACAAUGAGGAGCUAAUAUUUCAGAUUUAGAAAUGCUUACUUUGAAAAACAUGCUCCUCAUUAAUUAAAAAUAGACCUUUAGGUGAACAGUUGUGGUUGAGUUAUUCUCCAUUAUUUAAUCAGUAUGGUAUAGUAGUUAAUUUAACCACUCUCGCCUGAUUACCUGACUUUGUGUCCUAGCUCUGUCACUAACCAGCUAUGUGGACUUGGGCCUCUGUGCCUCAGUUUCCUUAGCUAUAAAAUAGGUAUAAUAAUAGUUCCUAUCUCCUGGUUUUUGUGUGUUAAUUAAGACAGAGUUAAUACACAUUUAUUAUUACUACUACUACUAGUAAGAAUUAUAACACAUUGUUCUUCAGUGCAGAGGAUUUAAAUUAUUUUCUUGGGAAGAAACAAAGGUCUCUUUGUUACCUGCUUUGCCAAUCUAAAAUUUGACCUGUUAACUUGCUUUUUCUAUUCUUGUUUAUCUUGGUCACUUAUGAAAUAAGUAACUCUCUGCCUAAAUUAUGGUUUUGUGUUUUGUCCCAGCUUCUUCCAAUAAAUAGCAAUUUGUUAAUUGGUUAAACAAACAUAUGUUGAAUGCCUACUAUAUGCAGGCACAGAACAGGGUACUGAGGAUAUAAAGUGUGGUCCCUCUCCUGAUGGCUCCAUUAGGGAGAUAAGUUAGAAAAGGAUUUUGUUGGGGUGGAGACACUUAAAACAGUUCCUUAAACAGACAGGAGUUUAUUUGGUCCAAACAAAAGCAAUCUGAAGUUAGGUGGCUCCUUUUACUUUUAUUUUUCCGUUUGGCCUGUAGGCCUUCUCUUUCAUGUCUUCUCACGGUGGAAAGAGGCCUCACCUCCAGGCCUUCUGUCAAAGCCAUGCAGAUUGGAAGAGGAAUGGUUAAGGCACAGAAAAGGCUUUCUCCUUCUUAGCAAGCUUUGCCUUUUUACUUUGGAAGGAACAGCCUUCCUAGGGACUUCCAUGUAUAUCUCAUUGGCCAGAAAUAUUUAUGUGGCCACUUCUACCUGCAAGGGAAGCUGAAGGUUGAGUUUUAGCUUUCAAACCUCAUUAGGAGGUUGUGGGAAAGGAUCAUUAAAUGAACCAACCUACAGUAACUGCCACAACACAUAAGAUACAAAAUGGUAUCGAGGGGCACAGUUGAAAAGGCGGCAAGGCAACAAUGAGAUCGGGAACCACCUGGGGAAGAUUUUAUGGGGGCUCUAACAGGAAAUCUUGCAAUUGGCAUUUCCUUGGUGAAGUUGCCACCCACAGCAGAGGUUCUGGCCCUUAACUGGUCCAAGAGUUGACCAGACACCUUGAGGCUGAUUCUCACUAGUCAAACUCACAAGAGACUAAGGUAGAAUUUACCCUGCUGAUUUAUUUAUUUAUAGUGGGGACUACUCCAUAGUUGCAAACUCAAUUUCUUGUAGGGAUCAAGCAGGUAAUGUAAACAUAAGAAGAAGCCAAAUGUAGAACAAUAAAAAUGGUGGAAAAUGAA